UUGUGUCCCACCUCGUCCCCAAUCCUCGUCUCCUCCUCGUCUCCUCCUCGCCUCCUGCUGCUCGUCCGUGGCUUCGCAUCGGCUGGCUUGAAGCACGCACUACUCCCGACGAUGGACGAGAUGCUGGCUUCGUCCCUUCUGCAUACGGAGCCGCCAUGGAUGAUGAACCACGCCGACGGCCUGCUGACCAGUUUCGUCACCCUGGCGCUGUGCGGCACGGGCCUCGCCGGAUGGCUUCUGUUCGGACGAACCUGGAGACUUGGGCACGUUGCGCCUGCUCCUGGCACCAGUUGUGAUGAAGCAGGGCAAGGUAUACAAGAGCAAGACCGCCUCAUCGAACAGAAUUCCGGUGCCGGGCUGGAGUCAACGGAGGAUCCAUAUGCUUCUCCAACACUCAACGUGAUCCACCCCUGGCUGCUGGAGGUCAAUCUGUUACGCGACCUCCGUCACGAAAACAUCAUCACACUCGUACCUGCUUCCACUCCCGGCAGCGAGUUCGUCUACGAGCACGCGGAGAACGGUACCCUUGAUAAGUGGCUGCACCGCCCCCGCCCACCGCUGAACUGGCCGAUGAGGAGGGCCAUCGCCAUCGGCGUCGCAGGAGGGCUGUCCUACCUGCACAAGCAAUGCAUCGUCCACCACAACAUCAACUCUAGCAACGUAUUGCUUGACCGUGCCUUCAAGCCCAAGAUCGCGGGCUUCGGUCAUGCCCAAAAGAUCAACAUUGCCGGAUCGGACGACGGAGACGAACAACCGCCGCCGACGUUUCAACCUCUUACCGGCAACUUUGGAUACGCGGCUCCAGACUAUGUGACAAUGAUAGGUGAGUUGACCGAGAUGGUUGACGUGUACAGCUUGGGCGUGGUGCUACUGGAGCUAGUAACCGGGCGGGCAGCCGUUGAAUUUGCCAUCACUGACGAUGGAGGCGGAGUCGCUUCUGGUCGCCGUCCAUGGCCACGAGUUUGGCACUUGCCAGCCUGGGCGCAUGAUGUGAUGAACAGAGGAGGUUUCAGCAGCAAUGUGGUUGACAUGGCCAUCCCAAAUAAGGCAUGGUAUAUGAGAGAGAUGGAGGCGGUGUUCAAGCUCGCCGUGGAUUGCACCAUUAGGCAGGCGCACCUGAGGCCGUCCAUGCAGAGGGUUCUCAAACAACUCCGAUACCAUGGCAGCACGUUGUCGUGGAUAAAAAGCCGUCUCAGGUGCUGCCUACUGUGAGUGUCACAAAAAAGGAAGAAAAAGGUGUUCUCCUCCCCGUUGUGUAUCACAUGCUUGGAUCUGUGUUUUCAAUGUAUGAAGUGAUCAUGUGAGCCUUUUCUGAAACCGGCCAAAAUAGGGGUGUGAUAUGUGUAGUUUUGAUGUAAUCGGCAAAAAAAAAAAGUGAUCGGUGUAUGAAGUGAUCAUGGGUUUUCAGUUGUACUGCAGUUUUGUUGUAAACGUAGAAAGAAAAUAAGAAGUACUUGUUG
This is a messenger RNA of Triticum aestivum (bread wheat), 1460 nucleotides long. Its product is annotated as receptor-like serine/threonine-protein kinase At1g78530. Gene Ontology annotation, biological process: protein phosphorylation. NCBI's taxonomy places the organism in Eukaryota, Viridiplantae, Streptophyta, Magnoliopsida, Poales, Poaceae. The transcript is spliced from 4 exons. Gene Ontology annotation, molecular function: ATP binding; protein kinase activity. The record is from RefSeq and is a predicted model, not a curated record. Bases 112 to 1212 code for a protein of 366 amino acids. Gene Ontology annotation, cellular component: plasma membrane.